GGUGAUCGAUAAUCAUCAGCUGAAAGAGAACGUCAAUCAAAGACGUUUCGCACAAAGGCAAGCAUCAAAAUAAACUGCCGAGAUUUCUAAAUUACAUAUUUUAAUAAAGCAGAGGUAGAAAAUAUUCGGAAGCCAAAUAUAUACUUCAACUGCGAAAUCAUGGCCAGUAAUAAGAGUCCAAUGACUGAUAUAUCAAAAGAGGCCUGGAUGAACAGACUACAAGGACUUCAUAUUACAAGGGGCGACAUGAACAAACUAGUGAUGAAUUAUCUAGUCACAGAGGGGUUCAAGGAGGCUGCCGAGCGAUUCCAAUCCGAGUCCAGUACUAAACCCAUGACAGAUCUAGAUACACUGAAUGAAAGGAUACAGAUAAGAGAAGCAAUCCAAGAUGGCCAUAUUGAAGAUGCUAUAGCAAAGGUCAAUGACCUUCAUCCAGAACUACUAGAUAACGACAGAUAUCUCUACUUUCAUUUACAGCAACAACAUCUAAUAGAGCUGAUACGUAACAAGGACUUGGAGGGUGCACUUACAUAUGCACAGACGCAUCUAUCGGAGAGGGGAGAGGAGAGUAUGGAAGUAUUGCCGGAGCUAGAGAGAACGUUAGCAUUGCUUGCGUUUGAAGACCCAGCAUGCUCACCUUUUUCUGAUCUCCUUCAUCCUUCACAAAGACAAAAGGUUGCAAGUGAGUUGAAUGCAGCCAUUUUGGAAGCCGAGAAUCGGGAAUCGACUCCCAAACUAACCAACCUCCUCAAACUAUUGCUCUGGUCACAGGAGCAGCUGGAUGCUAAGAAGGUCAAGUUUCCAAAGCUUAAAAACCUUGCCUCAGGGGAAUUUGAAGAUCCUAAAUAGAUUCUUUGAAGACACUACAUUUCUAUAUUUAUAUUCCAUGACAAUCGAUCAACUCUUCAGCAGGAAUUUAUGAAAGGCUGAAUGAUUAGCGAUGGAUUUCUCGAACACAUUGAUAUUGUGCUAUUUCAUUUUCUUUGUGGAAGUGAAAAACUCUGAUGAAUAAAAAAAACGAUCUUGCAUACAUCAGGGAUGCCAGUGGCAAAUGGUCCCAGGGCCUGAACUUUUUUUGGAAGGUAAAUUAUGUGCGCGAAGCGCACAUGAUGAGCGCGAAGUCCCAUUCGGCCGGGGUCCAGCUCUAGCUCUAGGGUUCUAAAUGGUCUCUGAUGCAAUCUGAGCCUAUUUUAGGGAUCAUUUUCCCAAAAAUUUAGCUCAAGUUUUGGGCAUUUUUUUAUGUUGCAGAGCCUCAACUUACAAUUAAUUCAUGAAAAAUAUUUAUGUCGUGAUGAAGUCUACAACAACAUACACGUAAUUACUGUACUCUGUACUGUCUGUAGUCAGAAAAUAAUCCGAGAGAAACGUUCCACUAUUGUCUUUGUUCUCCAACCACUUCCACUAGAAUUUGUUCUUGAUUCCACUGUCUAUUUGCUUAAUGUUGGUUCCUCUUUCAACAUCCAUACUUGUUGAAAAAUUAUUAUUAAAUCCACAAUCGAAACGGAGAAUCAGCUCAGUAUAACAACGUGAAUUGAACGGGAGCGCGAAAACACAGUGUACGGCCGGUAUAGGCAUUCACAUCCCGCAGCGAAUGCAUGGCCAUGCAACCCAUGUCACUAUUGCAUUGGUAUUACACUAGACUCAAAUACAGUUGUUUUAUCAAAAUUCAAAGUUACGUUCAGAAUCCAUACACGUUAUAAUGUACAGCGAUCAGUCACCACCAAUCACAUACAUACAGUGCAGUCUAGCAAAAUGCGACCAUAUACACACACACGCACAAAACCCUUGAUUAAAACUAGCGUUUAACUGACUGGCUCGUACGAGUCUAAUUCCAUUAUAUCACAGGAUUUUUUCUUGCACAUUAGCUUAGGUACAUAUAAUAGCCGUACGGAGCAAAGACAUCUCAUUGAACGGCCGGAUCUGGCCGUUGACAGUUCUGUCCGGCCUGAGAAAACUCGACCAGCCGGAACUUAAGGUAAAAAAAAUGAAAAAGCCGGAAUUCCGGCUAUAGCCGGAACUCUGGCAUCCCUGAUACAUGAAUAUUACUUAGUUGACAGAAAAGACAGAAGUAUGUGUGUAUUGUUUGAUUAUUUGUUGUUUUAUAUGCAAUGAUUUCCAUGCUGAAAUUUUGCAAGAAAAAACGUCAUACAAUUACUUGUUUAUGCAUUUUCUGUUACCUAUAACAACUGCGAAAGAAAUCACUCUCUUCAGUGGAUAUCAUCUGUGAUCCUUUACAAAGACUGCUGGUCAGAUCAAUUUACAUGUAUUAAGGAUGAUUUCAUUCUGGGACUGUUCAAGAAAAAAGAAGCAGUAGUGUUACCUAGUUUUUAUUGAUUUUAAAAAAUAAAAAUAACAGGGUCAAGGCAUAGUUAAAGCUUCAUUUUUUUUUCUUAAAAAUAUCGCUCAUUUUCUACAGCUUAAAAUUAUCUUGAAACAGGAGUAGACAGAAGCCUGUUUCUUGGAACAUGUUGUACAACACCUAAAUCAUCAUACGCAAGCAAAUGAGAGGCUGAAUGCCCAACAUUUGUACCAUCACAUACGUACCAUCCUAAAUGUACCAUUGCAUGGUUAAGUUAAAGAAGAUUCAAUUCAUUGUGCUUAAUUAAUGUAGGGCCUACUUUAUACAUGUAGCUAAAUGCAAAUUUGUGAACUGUUUACUACAAUGCGCGGCUUGAAUCUUGGGGAGAUUUUGCUUUUGUGCUUACGAUAAUUAUGGACUAACGUAGCAAUGGACUUAUUAUUGUUCCUUUUUUCGCUAACUUUGAAGGCGUUGUACAACACAAAUAGCGAAUAUUUAUAUUUUUGCAGUGGUACAAAGAUUUCGCAUUUUGUGAUUCAAGAGAAUUGCCUUGUUGAUCAGGGCAUUUUUCUCUCAUACCAUUGCACUCGUGCGUAUUCGCUAUUUUUGUACACUAUAAAUGCAAAACAACUAUCAUAAGCUAUUGAAAUGGUGCCAUUUAGGUGGUUAUUAGCAAAUUUUGUCAUAGAGAUCGAACUCUUGUUAUUAGUAACAACAAUGCAGUUGUUUUAAAAGAAUUACACCAAAAUUAUCUACACAGAAUUGUGUGGACAAACUCAUUACAUCACCCCUCAUAAAUAUUGGGUAAUGUAUUCAUGACACGAUAGAAGCAAAAAGGACUAGAAUUUGAGACUUUAAGCAUAUAUUGUGCAUUUGUUAGCAAAAAGUGGUCAAUACGUCCAACUAUGUUAGAACACCAAUUAUGCUGGGAUUCUUUGUUGAUCAUAAUGGUGAUUUGUUUGACUGGGGCUUCAAGUUGAAAAUUAGUUUAGUUUCACCCAAUGAUUAGUGCAUUCUGAAUUUUCUAAUGUUUGUAGAGGAGCUACCUGGUUCUAGUAUGCAAUGGGUUAACAAGUGAAAGAAUGCCAUUAUUUUGUUAGGACAAGCUUCUCAGUUGGUGUAAAUUUCAAUUUCUAAUAUGAUAAAGAGUUCAAAAACAACAUUUCCCAGCAGUUACUGUUUUAAGACAGUAAUAGGAAGUUUUUGUUCUCAAGAUCAUGAGAGGUAAACAAUUCUAAAAUACUGAUCCUUUCUGGCCAAAAGACUUGAUCCCAGGGGGCGUUUUACAAAGAUAUAAGUGUGAUUUUAAGUUGAGCUUACAUAGUGCCACCGCUCACAUGAUAUUAAACACACACUCUCAUUGACUAAUAUGCAAUGGCGCACAUCCUGUGAGCAUGAUUUGAUCAAUCUGACGAUGUGUAUAAACUGCACGCUCCUGGAAUUAAGUGCUACUCUCACACACACACACUUAAAGAGAUGGUCCGGGCUGAAAGUAUUUAAAGCUUAAUAAAUAGAGUAGAAUUUACUGAGGAAAAUGCCGAAAAUUUCAUCAAAAUCGGAUAACAAAGUUAUUUAAUAUUAUAGUUUAGCAAUAUUUUGUGAAAACAGUUGUCAUGAAUAUUCAUUAGGAGGGCUGAUGAUGUCACAUCUCCACUUGUUCUUUUGUAUAUUAUUACAUGAAAUUAGGUUUAUUCAAAUUUUUUCCUCCAAGAACUAGAAAAAUUGGAUUGACAACUGAUUUAGUGCAUUAGAUAUUUAUUGCUGCAACUUAUUUCAUUAUAAGGGAGACAUAUUAUUCACACAAGUAUGAAAUAAUGAAAAAAUUAUGAUUUUAUGUAAUAACAUAAGAAAACGGAAAGUGGGGAUGUGACAUCAUCAGCCCACCUAAUGAAUAUUCAUGAUGACUGUUUUCACAAAAUAUUUCUAAACUUUAAACUUCAAUAACUUUAUUAUUUGUUAUAUGAUCUUGAUGAAAUUUUCGGCAUUUUGCUCAGUGAAUUCUACUCUAUGUAUUAAGAUAUAAAUAUUUUCAGCCUGGACCAUCCCUUUAAAUCCUUGUGAUACCCCCCCCCCCCGCGGUCAUAAACCAAACUCUCUGUCUUUGCAUAUCAGAUGUUAUUGCUAUUCUUUACCAAAUUACCUUCAUUGAAAUUUGUGAGAUACAAGAACCCAUCAUCAUCAUCAUCAUCUUAAUAAUUUUAAAGACGUAUCAUAGUGAUGGUGAAUUUUCUUGUUUGCAUUGAACGAUAUAUAUUGCAGCAAGAAUAAAAUUGAUUUGAUGAAUUCUGCCUAAUACCACGUCAUACUUGGUAAAAAGUGAUAUAAAAUCAUGGACUAUGAUUUUAAAGUUAGCAAUGAAUGAGUAAACUGUAAAUAAAAUAAUCAUAUUAUACCUCA
This is a messenger RNA of Lytechinus pictus (painted urchin), 4696 nucleotides long. Its product is annotated as glucose-induced degradation protein 8 homolog. Gene Ontology annotation, biological process: proteasome-mediated ubiquitin-dependent protein catabolic process; positive regulation of canonical Wnt signaling pathway. Bases 160 to 849 code for a protein of 229 amino acids. The transcript is spliced from 5 exons. Gene Ontology annotation, cellular component: cytoplasm; nucleus. Lineage: Eukaryota; Metazoa; Echinodermata; Echinoidea; Temnopleuroida; Toxopneustidae. The record is from RefSeq and is a predicted model, not a curated record. Gene Ontology annotation, molecular function: protein binding.